Molecule: messenger RNA, 837 nt
Organism: Tarenaya hassleriana
Lineage: Eukaryota; Viridiplantae; Streptophyta; Magnoliopsida; Brassicales; Cleomaceae
Product: LOB domain-containing protein 29-like
Exons: 2
Coding region: 71-793 (240 amino acids)
Biological process (GO): positive regulation of DNA-templated transcription; hormone-mediated signaling pathway
Cellular component (GO): nucleus
Source: RefSeq, a predicted model, not a curated record
AGCAACAAUAAGACCAACACACAAAAAAAAAGUUAUUUUUUUUUUUUACAGAUUCUUAAUUUUCUUCGCAAUGGCUGGUGGUUCUGGUUCUGGUUCUCCUUGUGGAGCUUGCAAAUUUCUGAGGAGGAAAUGCGUGAAGGGAUGCGUGUUUGCUCCUUACUUCUGCCAUGAACAAGGAGCUUCGCAUUUUGCGGCCAUUCAUAAGGUGUUUGGAGCGAGCAAUGCCUCUAAAUUGCUCUGUCAUCUUCCGACCAGCGAUCGUUGUGAAGCCGCCAUUACAAUCUCUUACGAAGCUCAAGCUCGGCUCCAAGACCCCAUCUAUGGCUGCGUCUCUCAUAUCUUUGCCCUCCAGCAACAGGUUUUUAAUCUUCAAACCCAACUUGCGAUUCUCAAGCAACAAGCAGCUCAAAGCAUGAUCGAUACUCUUUCUCCUUCAUUAGAAAACCCUAAUUGUUACUAUGAAAACUCUAGACCUCCUUCUCACCUUCAUCAAGAACAUCGAGAUCUUCACCAAACCCAUCAACAGAUCCACCAAACCGCAAAUUCCAAUCACCAAAUCGACCUAAGCCCUACGGACAACAUUACGAUGUCUUACAUUCAACAAGGGAUUGUGGUCGGAGAUCUCAGCAGCAGCAACAACAACAACAUGGAGAAUUACUACAACGAGAAUAAAUCGUCAGGGGAAGCCCAUACUUCCAUCUCGAGUUUCGGUGAAUCUUCUCAACAAUGGAUGGCUUUUCACGACGCCGAAGAUCUUCAUUCUGCGACUUUUGGGCACCUCUUAUACUCAUGAUGAUUCUACUUAAGAAAAAGAUGGUUUGAUCCCAAAGAUCAAUA